AUGGCGGACGGGGAGCGGUCGCCGCUGCUGCCGCCCGAGGCGGGGCCGGGCCCGGGCGGGGCCGCCGCCGGUGCUGGCGGGGAGGCCCCGCCCCCGUACUCGCCGCUGGGCAGCCCCGAGGAGGGGGCGGCUCCGGGGGCCGGGGGGGGAGCGGGAGGGGCCGGCGGGGCGGGUCCGCCCGCCGUCACGUGCCGGGUGUGCCAGCGGCCCAUCAGCGUCGAGGGCAAAACGCACCAGCACGUGGUGAAGUGCGGGGGGUGCGGGGAGGCCACGCCAAUCCGCACGGCCCCCGGCGGGAAGAAAUACGUGCGGUGCCCCUGCAACUGCCUGUUGGUGUGCAGGGCCUCGGCCCAGCGCAUCGCCUGCCCACGGCCUUACUGUAAACGCAUCAUCAACCUCGGCCCGGUGCACUCGGGGGCCCCCAGCCCGGACCCGCCCCCGGGGGGGGUUCGCGUUGCCUGUGCCCACUGCGGGGGGCCCUUCCUGUGGGCGGAGCUUCCCGACCGCUCCCUGGCCCGGUGCCCCCAUUGCCGCAAGGUGUCUGCGAUUGGUCGGCGGUUCCCACGGCGACGCUGCCUGUGCUGCCUCCUGGGGGCGCUGCUGAUGGGCGGGGCCGCCGCGGGGCUCGCGGCCGGGACGUGGUGGCUGUGGCGCCGGGCGCGGUGGGUCCCGGCGGCCUGGGCCGCGCUGGGGGCGGGGGCGGGGGCGUGUCUGCUGCGCGCGGCCUAUUGGGGCUGCGUCAGGGUCAGCCAGCCCCCCCCCCCCCGCGCCUGACCACGCCCACCCCACCCGCGGACACACCCGCUGGGGAGGCCACGCCCACAACACACGCCUGGGACGCACCCUGGAGCUGGUGGGACACGCCCACUUUUGGUCGGACAUGCCCCGCCCUUUGGGGACACGCCCACCCCGAUACCUGGGGUGGGUGACCCUUGGUUGGCCCCGCCCCCUUUUGACCAUGCAACCCUCCCAAAAUUGUGCCACGCCCCCUUUUUUCCCCAGCAUGGCUCCUUCCCCCGCAUGCCCAAAGCCAUACCCCCUUGUACAUAAGCCCCGCCCCUCCCCCCCACCCCCCUGUAUAUUAUUAUUAUUAUUUAAUUAACAGUCCCGUUAAUUAACCCCCCCUGGUGGGGGGGGCGGGGCCUCACGUGUAAAUAAACCCGAAAUCGCCGGAUUUGCCCCCAAAA
Chiroxiphia lanceolata (lance-tailed manakin) is the source of this 1187-nucleotide messenger RNA. It is a transcript of the gene PIP4P1, whose product is annotated as phosphatidylinositol-4,5-bisphosphate 4-phosphatase 1. The transcript is spliced from 7 exons. Gene Ontology annotation, biological process: phosphatidylinositol dephosphorylation. The coding region runs from base 1 to 774 and encodes 257 amino acids. Gene Ontology annotation, molecular function: phosphatidylinositol-4,5-bisphosphate 4-phosphatase activity. Lineage: Eukaryota; Metazoa; Chordata; Aves; Passeriformes; Pipridae. The record is from RefSeq and is a predicted model, not a curated record. Gene Ontology annotation, cellular component: late endosome membrane; plasma membrane; phagocytic vesicle membrane.